AUGACGGCAAGCGCGAAUCGGGUGUCGACGUACACCUCGGCUUCCGCAGGGUCAGACGCUCGCAAUGGAGAGAGGAAGGACUUGUGGAGCUCUAUGCUGGACAACGUCGCCAGCGGCAAACGGUUACCCGAAAAGAAUAUGAUCGUGCUGGGCGGGUCGCCCGAGUCGCAGCGGGAGUUUGUCGAGUCUCUGUCGCACAGCAGCGAGAAGCGAAGCCUGGACCGCCAUGGCUCUAAAACGCCUCCUAUCGCAAACAGCUUCGCUCUGGGCUAUACCUACUACGACGUCCUGGACGCCGACCAAGAAGACAUCUUGGCGCGAAUCUCCCUCUACAUGCUGUCCACGCCAGCAGAAGCGUUCCCAAAACUUAUCCAACCCCUAAUCACACCCGAGUCGAUACCCAACACCCUGAUGGUCAUACUCCUCGAUUGGUCCACGCCGCAUUUGUGGAUGCGCCAGUUGAGGGAAUGGAUUCUGUUCAUGCGCAGCAUUCUCGAGAACUCGAGCCACGAGUGCCAAGCGACAAUGGAGGAGGUCAUGGUCAGUUGGCGGGACAGGGGUAGAGGCGGCGGCUCAACGAAUCUCGACGGCACAGGAGCAGUUACGAGCGAAGGAGACGUCACGCUUCCACUCGGGCCCGGUGAAUGGGAAGAAGGCAUUGGCCUGCCGCUCUGCGUGGUCUGCCAGAAUGCGGAGAAGAUGGAAGCUUUCGAGAAAACACAAGGUUGGAAGGAGGGCGACUUUGACCAGGUGCUGCAGUAUCUCCGGACAGCGCUUCUGAGACACGGCGCAUCCCUCAUCUACACGACACCUAACGUUCCCUCAUCCAUGCCCACUCUGAUUCACUCGAGUCUGGGCAUCACGUCCCUACUGAAGCGGCAACCGCUGAAGCACAACGUGAUUGACAGGGAUAAGAUCCUCGUGCCGCCGAACUGGGACUCCUGGGGCAAGAUCCGUGUGCUGAGGGACGGUUUCGACGUCGAGACGACCAGCCAGGGCUGGUCGCACGACCUGCAGUCCACGUUCCCCUCGCCGGCGAUGACCACCGAGGGCCUCAACACCCUCGCCAAGGCCAAGGCGGACGGCGACUACAGCGGCGAAGUGUGGUCCUCGGCGGUGGCGCCGUACGAGGACUGGAUCCGCGACCUCAGCAACGCCGGCAGCGCCAUCUCUUUCGCGGGCCGUGACGGGGACCCCUCGCAGCUCGAGAUGUCGUCGACGGACACGCAAGAGUUUCUCGGCUCCAGUCUCCAGACCCUGGAGUCGCACCGCAGCCGGAGCAGCGACGACAAGAAGACCGACAUCUCGAGGUCGAGGCUUGGCCAGCGCGCCGACGAGUCGGACUCCAGCGCCCUGCAGGCUGGAACGGACGGCAAGGUCAGCCAGCACAUUGGGCCUGUGCAGUUCAAUAUGGGAGGCAUCCAGGUGGACGCCGACGACAUGGUGCAGCGGCUUAAGGACCGGCAGGCAUUCAGUGCUGCACAGGACCCCACCACGCCACCGGCCGACGCCGCCGAGGAGAACCCGGACGAGAUGGACAACGAUAAGCUCCAGGCCUUCUUCAGCGGUUUGAUGAACCGCAAGCAACCGGCGAACGGUAGCCCUCGUGGCGGCUCUUGA
Messenger RNA from Colletotrichum higginsianum IMI 349063, 1620 nucleotides. RefSeq names its product Dynein light intermediate chain. Gene Ontology annotation, molecular function: dynein heavy chain binding. The transcript has 5 exons. The record is from RefSeq and is a predicted model, not a curated record. NCBI's taxonomy places the organism in Eukaryota, Fungi, Ascomycota, Sordariomycetes, Glomerellales, Glomerellaceae. Gene Ontology annotation, cellular component: cytoplasmic dynein complex; centrosome. Gene Ontology annotation, biological process: microtubule cytoskeleton organization; microtubule-based movement. Bases 1 to 1620 code for a protein of 539 amino acids.